AUGAUGGUUCUCGCCAAGCUGUCUGCGACAAGGGUCAUCUUGGCACCGGCGCUUUUCUUUCUCUGCGUUGUGGGGCAGACUAGCCAUACGGUGACCACAGGUCUGCAAGGCAGCUUCUUCGACCCCGCGACACUCUCAGUCCAACUGAACGAUACCGUCAUCUUCGUUUUUUCUGGAGCCGUUCACACAGUUACCCAAAGCACAUUCGAAAACCCUUGCGUUGCCCUUCCCGGCGGAUUCAACAGUGGCGGGGCUGGGACAAACAAUACAGCGAUACCACCACCCACAUGGACUUUGCAGAUCACCAACGUCAGCGCUCCCAUAUGGUACUUUUGUCAAGUAACAAGACCACAGUCUCAUUGCGCUGCUGGGAUGGUUGGUGUGAUAAAUACGCCUAGCAUUUCGAUGUUCCAGCAAUUCCAGGCCGCUGCGAAGGCAGUCUCAGGCACACCCGCACCUGUCUUCACAGUAGCACUCCAAGGAUCAGGGGCUUUUGCAACAGCAGCUCCCAGCACUCCGCCCUUCACCAGUCCACCAGCAAGCUCUGUCACUGUCACAGUAUCUGCAUCUACCACGAGUUCAACCACUCCAACCCCGACUUCAAAGUCAUCUUCCUCGAAGAAUGUCGGAGUUAUAGUCGGCGGCGCGGUAGGCGGUGUGAUGGGGGGCAUAAUUCUCAUUGUCCUCCUUGCCAUCUGUUGGCGCACCUAUAGCAAUGGUAACCGCACACCGGUAAGGCGUGAGCCCUCGCCCAUGGUCACGCAAGAGCUUGGGUAUCAGUACAGGGAGCGCCCAUACACCACCAUGACCGCCGACGAUCCUGGCACGCUGUCACCAUCCAAGAGCUUGAACACAGUCCACCGCCUUGAAUCUGAUGGAAACAUGUCGGCUAUAGCUUCAACGUCAUCACCCUUGAUGCCCAUGCGACAAUUUGACAGCAGAAAUUCUAACCCCCUUGUUCCCGUCCGUCGGCCGGUCGCUGGCCGGAGCGGGACACUGGCUAUGCAAGGUCAUGUCCAGCAGAAUGGAAGUUUGAGCGCAAUCGAAACGCCCCGGAACGUUGAUUCGUCAGACGUCGCCUCAACUUCUUCGCGGUCAGAUCGAGGAGCAGCUGCGGGUAUUGAUAUACAGUCGCUUGCACAAGAGGUUGCAGCCGUUUUGCGUUCUACGUCGGCGAACGCUUCCCCUCCUCCAAAUACGAAAGAAGGGCAGUCACGAUUGAUCAUAACCAAUGAUGAUGACUCCCAGGUUAGGCUGGCGAGUACGAGCGGUCAUAGAGAUAACGAACGCGAUAACAUGACUACGGAGAGCCCGCCACCUCAUUAUACAAUUGCUGGAGGUGGCCAGCGAAACUGGUGA
Messenger RNA from Laccaria bicolor S238N-H82, 1359 nucleotides. RefSeq lists its product as uncharacterized. The record is from RefSeq and is a predicted model, not a curated record. The transcript is spliced from 6 exons. Lineage: Eukaryota; Fungi; Basidiomycota; Agaricomycetes; Agaricales; Hydnangiaceae. The coding region runs from base 1 to 1359 and encodes 452 amino acids.